Pecten maximus is the source of this 1839-nucleotide messenger RNA. Its product is annotated as START domain-containing protein 10-like. Gene Ontology annotation, molecular function: lipid binding. The record is from RefSeq and is a predicted model, not a curated record. The transcript is spliced from 6 exons. The coding region runs from base 72 to 860 and encodes 262 amino acids. NCBI's taxonomy places the organism in Eukaryota, Metazoa, Mollusca, Bivalvia, Pectinida, Pectinidae.
UUUGAAGGAAGGUUGUUUACUUUGCAUUGAAAACCGCAACAACAUCACACAGUCAACACAUACGAUUCAAUAUGCAGGUCGGGGAAGUGAGAGUUGCAGAAGAUGCUGAUUUUAAAAGACUUAAGACUUUGUGUGACGAAAAAGAUGGCUGGAAACAAGAAUACAACAAAAAUAACACGUGUGUAUGGACUAAAAAUAAUGACGUAUCGGACUUCAAGAUUAUAAAGGUACGAACGUUAUUCACAGACGUAAAAGCAGAGGUCCUGUACGAUGUAUUACACGACCCACACUACAGGAAGACAUGGGAUAUGUCCAUGCUGGAAGGUUACGAAAUUUGUGCACUCAACCCAAACAAUGAUAUAGGAUACUAUGCAAUGAAAUGUCCUUCUCCUCUGAAAAACAGAGAUUUUGUAACUCAGCGCUCCUGGCUUGACCUAGGGUCAGAGUUUUGUAUCCUCAAUCAUUCUGUAAACCAUGCAAGUGUUCCUGCCAGGAAGGGAUUUAUCAGGGGUGUGUCCUACAUAACUGGCUUUCUGAUACGCAAGAUGGACACCUACACCUGCCAGUUUAAUUACGUGUCACAUUCUGACCCAAAAGGAAAGUUGCCUGUGUGGGCAGUGAAUAAGGCUACCCAGAUCAUGGCUCCAAAGGUGAUGAGUAGGAUCUACAAAGCAUGUAAAAACUACGAAGCUUGGAAAAGCAUGAACAAUCCACGAAUGAAACCCUGGCUAUAUCCUGAGCAAAUGACCUUGCCAAGACUUGACAUGACUCAGAUUAAACCUGCUUCAGAGUUCACCUCCACAGAGUCCAUAGAUGAAAGUUUUAUUAAAGAAGAUGAGAUAAACGAGGAUGAUGUAUGAGGAUUGUGGAAUGAUAGAUGAGCCUAUUUAUUGUACAUAGCUGGAUCUGUAAAUUAAUUGAGGUUGUCAUAGGAACAUAAGGUUGUCAUGGUAACACAUUGUCGUCAUGGUAACAUAUGUCAUGGUAACACAUUGUCGUCAUGGUAACUCAUGUUAUCAUGGUAGCACAUUGUCGUCAUGGUAACUCAUGUUAUCAUGGUAGCAUGUUGUUGUCAUGGUAAAACCAGGUUGUCAUGGUUACUGAUUAUUGUCAUAGUAUCACAAAGUUCUCAUGGUAGCUCAUUGUUGUCAUGGUAACAGAAGGUUGUCAGGGUUACACAUCAUCUCAUUUUGAGUGGUAGAAAGUGUGUCAUCAUUUAGUAUCAGUUAUUAUUAGUGUAGAAAUGUUACAAGUCUGUUAAUUUUAUCAUCUUGUUUUAAAUGUAAACCUGAGAUAAACAUUUUAGUGUUUGAAUUUGUAAAAAUUAUUACACAAUAAGUCAUUGUUUGCUUUAAAUCAAUUUGAAGAUAUCUUCAUGGAAAAUCAAAUCUAAUAUGCAUAUCUGUAUGUGGAAGUCAGUCUUCAGUGAUGCGUCUACGUUGUAGGUUUCUCCCAGUUUUACAUAAUUAUGUAAAGCAAAAUAAUAGAACAGAUAUAUAUUUAUCAUACAUUUUAUUAGGGGGCAUCAAGUUCAGGGAAUGAAUUAAUUCGUCUUAAUCUUAAAUAAGACAUCUUAAUAGGAAGAGAUUAAUUGUCAUUUCAGUCAAUGGAAAAGUAUUUAUAGCCAAAACAAAUUAACUGAAAUCACCUCAUAGAUACUAAUGAUCAUUGAUUAAGCUCAAUAUGAAGCAUCUUGAUUCAGAUUUCUUCUUUUUCGAAAUUUGUUCUUCCAUAUUUUGUACAAUAUUAUGUAUUUGAUAUGUAUUUUCUUGUAUUCACGUAGUAUCCAAUGGACCUACAUUGUAUAUGUUCGAUAAAUAUACAUUGUACAUACAUUGU